CAAAAACAUCAUCCUUCUUCUGUUCUUUUUAUUUAUUCUCUCUUUCAAAUCCAUUCAUUUUUCUCAAGAAAAAUAUGGCCAAAGAUGUGGUGUCUAGUACUUUUCAUUCUCCAUCAUCCAAUAAUGGAGAAAAUUAUGAAUCCUCUUCUAAAUCAUGUGUAGAGAACAACAAGAGGCUCAAACUCUUUGGUUUUGAGCUUAUUGAUCCUUCUACAAAAGUACUCCAAAACAAUUCACCAAAAGAAGAUCAAGAAAGUGUAAAUUCAUCAUCAGCUUCCACAGUUUCAUCAGGAAAUAUUAUAGAUCAUCAAGAAAAAUUAGCUUCAAAUCAUGAGGAAAUAAUGAAGAAAUUUGAGUGUCAAUAUUGUUUCAAACAAUUUGCUAAUUCUCAAGCUUUGGGAGGUCAUCAAAAUGCUCACAAAAAGGAAAGAAUGAGGAAAAAGAGGCUACAACUUCAAGCAAGAAAGGCCAGCUUAAGUUGCUAUCUUCAACCUUUUCAUCAAAACAACAAUAAUAGUAUUAAUUAUCAGUUUUAUGAUCCUCAGUUUACAGUUUAUGAAGACCAAUCCCAAAUUAGUUUUAGCCCUUUUGAUCAAGAUUAUCAAGUCUCAUCAGCAGGAAAGUGGCCAUUUCAGCAAGAUUCUAAUUGUACAUUUACUCUUACACAUGGAGGUAAUUACAUGAAGCCAUCAACUAAUUUGGCUAAUUCAGCUACUAAACAAAGCUGUAAACCUCUGGAUCUUCAAUUGGGAUUAAGUUUGUAAUAUUAGUGAAUGCAAAGAUAGAACUAGUUAUAUUUGUAUUGUUCUAGUUUAGAGUACUCUAGAAAAUUAAAGGGACUUGUGCAUGGUCUAUAUCCAUUUACUAAGCUUUUUAGAUCUCUUUAUACAUUUUGUAAACCUGGAAGAAAAGGCAAAGGAAAAACAAAGAAGAUUUGCUA
Messenger RNA from Lycium barbarum (goji berry), 940 nucleotides. RefSeq names its product zinc finger protein 5-like. Bases 75 to 764 code for a protein of 229 amino acids. The transcript has a single exon. The record is from RefSeq and is a predicted model, not a curated record. Gene Ontology annotation, cellular component: nucleus. Gene Ontology annotation, molecular function: transcription cis-regulatory region binding; DNA-binding transcription factor activity. Gene Ontology annotation, biological process: trichome morphogenesis; trichome differentiation; cytokinin-activated signaling pathway. NCBI's taxonomy places the organism in Eukaryota, Viridiplantae, Streptophyta, Magnoliopsida, Solanales, Solanaceae.